Molecule: messenger RNA, 1629 nt
Organism: Meloidogyne enterolobii
Lineage: Eukaryota; Metazoa; Nematoda; Chromadorea; Rhabditida; Meloidogynidae
Source: the annotation of a GenBank genome assembly
UUGUAGUUAUUAUUGUUAUGACUGUAAUUUUGAUUGUGUUAUAUAAAUCUAAAUGUUAUAAGAUUAUUCAUGCUUGGCUAAUGUUAAGUUCCUUGAUGUUACUCUCCAUGUUUACGUUGUCUUUUAUUGAAGAAUUAUUUCGCAACUACAACAUUCCAAUUGAUUAUAUUACUCUUGGAAUAUUUCUUUGGAACUGGUGUGUUCUUGGCAUGAUUUGUAUUCAUUGGCAAGGACCUUUACUUCUCCAACAGUUUUAUUUGGUUUCUGUGUCUGCAUUAAUGGCUUUAAUGUUUAUUAAACAUUUACCGGAAUGGUCUGUUUGGUCAAUUUUGGCUGUGCUUUCAAUUUGGGAUUUGGUUGCUGUUUUGUGUCCAAAAGGGCCUUUGAGAAUUUUGGUGGAAACUGCGCAGAAGAGAGAUGAACCUAUUUUCCCUGCUUUAAUAUAUUCUUCUGGUAUUCUCUAUAUGUACACUUUAACGGGAAUGGGACAAGUUAAUAAUGCUGUUGAUUAUGAAAAUGAAGAAGAAGAACAACAAAGAGAAGAAAAUGAACAAGAACAAUUACCAAGUACUUCAACUAACAACAACAACAAAACUCGUACAAAACGUGAAGGAAGUGCAACAUCUACAGAUGGAUUAUUAGAAAAAGAUGAAAAAAUUGAAUCAAUUAAAAGAGAAGAAAGUAGUGGAGAACAGAGUACAAGUAGAUCAAGAAGUGCUCCAGGUCGUCCAACAUCGUCCUCCAAAAGACAAAAUGUCACAACAUCUGACGAUACAAUUAUCACAAUUAUUGGAAGCAGCAAUGAUGGGGCAGGAACUUCUUCAUCCCAACCAACAACUAGUAAAGAAAGUGGUCGUUCUCUUCGACGCUCUCGUUCAGCACAAAAUUUUGGUGGCGCAGAGGAAAAUGAUUUGGUUGAAGAACGUGGAGUUAAGCUUGGUUUGGGUGAUUUUAUUUUCUAUAGUGUAUUGGUAGGAAAGGCUAGUAGUUAUGGUGAUUGGAAUGUUACAAUUGCUUGUUAUGUCUCGAUUCUUGUGGGUCUUGCUUUUACAUUAAUGCUCCUUGCAUUGUUCCGCAAAGCGUUGCCAGCCUUGCCAAUUUCUAUUUUUGCUGGAAUAACUUUCUUUUUUGGAACACGAUGGCUUAUUACUCCAUUAAUGAAAGAAAUUGCUUUACGACAAUUAAUACUUUAAAAAAUUUUAUUUUGUAAAAAUAUUUUUUAUAAAAUUUUGAAUUUAUUUUUUUGCUGCUUUAAUAGGUAUCGAGAAUAAUUUAUAAUUACAAACAAAAAAUAAAACUUUUGAAAAAAUUAAGAAUAUUAGCAAAAUUAUAAAAAGUUAAUUGAUUUUGAACGGAGUGUCCAGGUUUUAAUCUCAAUUUUUAAAAAUCAGCGGCUGUAGUCUCCUUUGUCUGUUUCCAGCUCUUUCCAUCUCUUCGCCUUCGUCUUUUACUAUCAGUGUACGAUUCGUGAAGAAUAGGAAGAAAAAUAGACAGGGUAAACAGAGAAAAUUGCCAGGUGGGUUUCUUGAGGAUUAAAAAGUAGAGGGAAGUUGUUCGCGAAGAAAUUUUAAAUAAAGUGAAAAUGAAGCAAAUGUGUAACAAUUGGAUAAAAAAAUUUUGAUUUUCUAA